Molecule: messenger RNA, 1725 nt
Organism: Fusarium tjaetaba
Lineage: Eukaryota; Fungi; Ascomycota; Sordariomycetes; Hypocreales; Nectriaceae
Exons: 1
Coding region: 1-1725 (574 amino acids)
Source: RefSeq, a predicted model, not a curated record
AUGGCUACCUCAUGCCUUUCACGUCUCCUCCUCAUCUUCCUAUUGGGAGCCAUCAACGUCGUAGCUCAUCCUAUGAGCAAGGACAAGCCAACAGGGUCAGGCAAUACCGUCGUCCAGAGAACACCAUGCCUUAAGUGGAAGCCCAAAGAGGAACACCAGCACAAUCACAUGCAUCACGGCAAUAACACAUACACCUACCAGAAGAUCACGGUGAAGCUCGAUGACAAGGACGGAGCAAAGCAUAAGUUUGAUGCGGAUGAGGAUGAAGAAUCGACCAAGACUGAAUAUCCGAGCAAAGCUUCUGCAAAGCACGGCGAGACCAAGGGCACAGCCCACAACCACAAGAAUCUGAAAAGAAGCGACAGGGCCGUUAAUCUUAAACUCACCGACGAAGAAGUGGACGAGAUGGAAAGGCUUGCGCACAGCUAUACGCUAUUGACUCGGAAAGAAAAGAUCAAGUUGGAAAAGAUGUUCAAGGUAUAUCAGCAUAUGAAGGAGGAGGAGGAAAAGCUCGACAACUCCAAGCCGAGCACAGCCAAAGAGCCAAAGGAUGAUGUCUUUGACGAGGCCAGCAAGCAGAAGGACUACAAAGCUCAACUCGACAAACUUAAGAAGGACGAGGGCUACAAACCCAAAGAGCCAAAGUAUGGUGUCUUUGUUAAGGCCCCGAAUGAGAAGGACUACAAAGCUCAACUCGACAACAUCGAGAAGAACGAGGACGACAAACCCAAGGACGCAAAACCCUGGUGGGCACUCCCGACCGGCAAACACGACCAAGCCAAACAUCAUAGGAACGAACUUGCUUCAACCGGAAAGAAAGGAGUUGAGGCAAAGUGGAAGAUUACGAAAAGAUGCGAGGAGAUGUUACCAUGGUGGGUUCAGCUAAUAAUCAAGAAGGUUAGGAAGGAUAAGGCGAAAAAGAAGGCGAAAAAGGAGGAGGAGGAAAGGAAGAAACUGGAGGAGGAGGGAAGGCUGGGUGGUCGAAACAGAAAGUUGUCUGGCUCCCCGCCCUCGUUUGGGCCAGGAGUGGGAUUACAAAAGGACUCGGCAUAUUCUAAGCUGAAAAAGAUUAAGGAGAUGGAGGAGAAGUUGGCCAACGCACCACACAGAGACAAGCCUAAAGACUGGUUUGAGGAUAAAACGAACAAGGCUUUUGAUACAAAGCCCAGUGAAGAGAACGAACCUCUGAACGUGGGUGCUAAAUUCAACGACGACAAGCCAAGUUCUUCCGCAUUGCAGCAAAAACAGGACAAGGAGGAAAAACAGGAGCCAGAGGUGGAACCCAACAAGACCUCGGAAGAUUCCAAGGAUGGACAAUCUAAUCAGAGCAAGACCUCCCUUACACGGAGGUUUCUACAUGUACACGUACCUUAUCCAGGCAUUAAGAGACGGCCUGAGUCGAAAGAGACCGUAAUCGAAUUUAGAAAACGUGGGCAACCAAGCAACGUCAAAUUUAAACAGGAGUCAGAGGAGCAACCGAACACAGCCUCGGAAGAUUCCAAGGAUGAAGACUCUAAUCAGAGGAACUCCCUUACAGCCCGGUUUUUUCCACCACGCCCACGACCUCCGUCUAGUGUAGAGCGCAAGAGACGGAGGCGACUCGAAAGGGAACGUAGGAUUCAGAAGGCCUAUGAGAAUUACAUUAGAGUACUACGCUCAGGGAGUUUACGGGGCCUUGGGAAGGCUGAAGAUGAGUUACUGAGGGCAAUAUGGACGAAAGUAUAA